UAAACAAUCCCUCUAAGAGCUAAAACGACCACAAUUGCAGAACAAGAAGAGUGACUUCCCUCAAAAACGCCAUUUCCUUUCAAUUUGAUCAACUGUAAAAAGCUUAAAGACUCGAAUCUUUAGCUUCUUUCAAUAUUAGUUCCUUGCUUGCAUAAAAAAAAGCUUAAAGAAUAAAAUGGCAUCAACGCUGAUUAAGCAAUCGUCAAUUCUGAAAACGCUAACUGGAGGGCUGAGAUUCUUUGCAUCAAAGGAGCUUAUAUCGUCUAUAGUGGGAUCUGACAUAGUCUCGGCUGCACCUGAUGUUUCCCUCCCUAAGGCUUGCUCAUACGAUGAAGGUGUCUCUUCCAAAUUCGCCACCACCCCUUUGCACGACAUUUUUAAGGGGAAGAAAGUUGUCAUCUUUGGCAUCCCUGGAGCGUUCACUGGAGUUUGUUCUGCUCAACAUGUCCCAAGUUACAAGACUAAUGUCGACAAAUUCAAGGCUAAGGGGAUUGAAUCUAUUGUUUGUGUUUCUGUAAAUGACCCAUAUGUGAUGCAUGGAUGGGCUGAAAAACUAGAAGCAAAAAAUGUUAUUGAUUUUUAUGGGGACUUUGAUGCUAGCUUUCACAAGAGCUUGAGCUCGGACUUAACAAUAGACCUAUCUGGCGCUUUGCUUGGAACUCGCUCUCACAGAUGGUCUGCUUAUGUGGAUGAUGGAAUAGUCAAGAUUCUGAAUGUGGAAGAAGCUCCAUCUGACUUCAAAGUCUCAGGCGCUGAUCAUAUGCUUACUCAGCUCCAUUAUCACGAGAUAGUCAGUAAAAAGUUAACUAAUUAGGAAUAUGUAAUAUUUCAAAUGCAAUAAUUUUACAACUAUUGCUUUUGGAUGCUUUUUGAUUUAUGAUGAAAGGUGACUCAUGUUGGAGGAGAUUGGAUCUUCUGUUCUGAUGUGGGUAGCAUAAUGAUAGCCUAGUUGGCUACUGGCCAUGCUCUUCCCACUUUGCUGCUAUGCACAUUUUAGUGAAACAUUUACAGUCUGUUUAA
Molecule: messenger RNA, 1020 nt
Organism: Spinacia oleracea (spinach)
Lineage: Eukaryota; Viridiplantae; Streptophyta; Magnoliopsida; Caryophyllales; Amaranthaceae
Product: peroxiredoxin-2F, mitochondrial
Exons: 5
Coding region: 176-814 (212 amino acids)
Biological process (GO): cellular response to oxidative stress; cell redox homeostasis; hydrogen peroxide catabolic process
Cellular component (GO): mitochondrion; cytoplasm
Molecular function (GO): thioredoxin peroxidase activity
Source: RefSeq, a predicted model, not a curated record